This is a messenger RNA of Hyaloperonospora brassicae, 2181 nucleotides long. The record is from the annotation of a GenBank genome assembly. Lineage: Eukaryota; Oomycota; Peronosporomycetes; Peronosporales; Peronosporaceae.
AUGGACGUGAAGCGGAACGAGCUCCUGCGACUCGUAGUGGCGCUUAGUAGCGCCUGCAAGAAGGACAGCAACGUGCUGAAGGACAGUGCGCUCGUGGACGCGCUCGAGGCGCACGGCCGGCAGAUUGCGCGAGUUCGUGAGGAGCAAAAGACAGUGACGACUGUCGAUUUGGAGCUGCUGAGUGUGUCGCCAGUGGCUGGACGUAGUAGUAGUGCCGAGACGGCUGAGCACGUCAAGCAGCAGGUGGUGGCUGGAGAGAGGAUGAAAGCUGCAGACAGCGUGUCGAAGCGCCGAAAACUGUCGCUAAGGACAGCCAGCGCGACGAAGAGCUACGAUCAGAUUGACGCUCUGGACGGCAGCAGUCGCGACGCAUGUGAGACGUCGCGUCGGAGCCCAUCCAUUGCACGUCUGCAGGAACCCGAGCGAGAGUCCAUGGACGAGUGGAUUCUGUCUUUGCAGAGCAAAGAGAAGACGACGAUGAUGGACCCGGUUGAUGCCGUGGCCCGCAAAGGUUCCACGGCUCCAACGACAGUGGAGGUCAUGGUCGGAGUGAGCGAUGAGGCGGUCAUGGUGAAGCCAGGCAAGGUGCACCAGUACAGCCAGGUCCGCCGCUACAUGUCCCCGCAGCCAAAGACAUCACCUGCUGUGCGUCCUGCUUCGCCACUCAAGCAGUUGUAUCGUGCAGCUUCUCCGACCACAGUGGACCUGACGGCGUCCUCGGCUUCGACUAUGGCUUCGUACUACGAUGACAUGCACGACGAGUACGCAAUGUGUCCCGAGACGACGCAGCGGAGCGCUCGUUCGGUCUUUGAUCGCACACCGUCCUUCGACACGAUGGACUGGAUGCCGUCCUACGACGACUACAGUGACGAGCCCACGUCGUUCCGAAGCAUUGCGGGCGAUGCUGCACAGCGGUCGCCUGUGUCCAGAUCGGCCACUUACCAGCGAUCAGGCCGCGCUGUCGACGCGCAGCUCAAUGUCUUCGAUCUGCGUUCCGAAAGCAGUGCCAAUGUCUGCAAUGCUGCAACGGAAGGACCAUCUGCCGUUAACACGUCACCGCGUGUCAACGUUUUGAAACGAAAAAGCAAACAGCAUGUUGUGCUGAGCUCGACCGAAGUCGUGAUGGAGGUCUUGUACGGGAUCAUGGAGCACAAUGAGAAGUUCACGUGGCUGAUUGACCCAGUGAACCAGGCUCGAGUGGCUUCGCUGGUCGAGUACCACCUGAGGGAACGGCGCAAUGGUGACAUGUCAAUGUAUGAAGACGGGCAGCAGCUCGUUGAUGACCUCCGCGCCCAAGUAGACGAGCUGAUCCACGAGAAUCUCAAGAUCAAGACGGAGAAUGUCCAGCUCACGAAGAAAGUGUCACAAUCUGUGGCCGUCGACAGGAGCGUCGAAGACCUCAGGAGACGUCUUGCGGUAAGUGAGGAGUCUAUCAGUGUGCGCGAGAGACAUUAUCGUGACUCUGAAGCGACCUUUCGAAGCGAGCUUGAAAGCAAGUCGAAGCUUAUGACUCGCCUUCAGCAUGACCUCGAAGCGAAGGACUCUCAGAUCGCCUUGCUGCUAGAGAAUGGUGCUGAGACGUCUGCGAACAGCGGCGAUGAUGGCAGUGAAGUCUUUCGACUCGAAGAGGCGGUCUCGGAGAAGGACCGCGAGAUAUGCCGUCUCAACCUUCAGCUGUCCACGAAACGGGAGCUCAUUGCCGAAAUCGCCGAAAAAGUUGCACGGCAUCUGGAAACGACGCUAGACGUGUCGUCGAAGGAGGCAUUGGCGACAUUGGUACAGGGUCUGCGUCUCGACAUGGACAUGCUCCUGUUCCUGAGUGUAGCGGAGAAGCAGAAGGUGAUUGACGAGCUGAGGACGGCUCUGUUGUCUGUGCAGCGCGAAGUGAGCGAACUUGAAGCGCGGUUGGCCAAGAAGGAGCGUGACGCGCUACAGCUCAAGACGAAGUUCCAGUCGAUGUCUUCGCGCCUGACUGCAGCCAACGUGAACAUGUCGCGCAUACAGACUGAGAACGACCGUCUGGUGACGCUGUUGAGGGAGAAGCAGGGGAAGAUGCACGACCUCAUUGAGUUUCUCGAGGGAAAGGAGAAGCAAGUCAUGCGCUUGGAAGAGCGAGCGAGUUUGCACCAGAAGACGCAAUUGGAACACGUUGUCAGGGGAUACGACAAGCUGCAGUGCUAA